AAGUCUAGUUGACUUCAUCUUCCUCGUAUCAAUAGACUCGUUGAGUCUUCUCUGCAAGCCUCUACUUUUCUAUCAGUACACAAACACUCCUCACGCGGAAAGUGUGUUCAGUCCUGGAUUAAACAAUGCAACUAGAGACUUUCACCGAGAUAAUGGAUCAAAAUGGACUUGAUAACAAAGGAUUCGAAAAAGGAUACGAGAAUGGAAUGGAAAAGACACCUUCAAUAUUGACACUACAAAACAAUGAUAACAACUUUGAUACGUCUUCCAGAUUAAAAUUGACGAAGGAUUCAUUUCCAGAAAAAAAUGGAAAAAAGUAUCCAUCGAAGGAGGAAUCCUAUGAUCCCUUCAGCAACCGAGACAAAUCCCAUGCCACCUCGAGUAUGGGUGCAUUCGUUCACAUGGUCAAAAGUAGUCUUGGAACAGGAAUAUUGGCUAUGCCUGGAGCUUUCAAAAACGGAGGUCUAAUAUUUGGAGUGAUUGGUACUUUACUCACUGGUCUGAUAUGCACACAUUGUGUUCAUAUGAUGGUAUACUGUUCUCAAAUUCUAUCAAUACGCGUGAAAAGACCAACACUGUCUUUUGCAGAAACAGCAGAAGUAUCUUUCCAAACUGGACCACCUAAGUAUAGGUUCCUAGCUUCAUUCGCAAGGGAAAUGAUAAAUGUGACUUUGUUCUGUACUUAUUUCUUUGGGAACACAGUGUACAUUAUCUUCAUUGCAAGAACCUUUGAACAGGUAAUAGAAGGACACGCUCAUUUCGGAUGGGAUGUACGAGUGUACAUUGUCUUACUGGCUUUCGUUCUGGUACCACUUGGCAUCAUAAGAACCCUGAAAUACCUUGUGCCCUUCUCAGCCAUAGCUACAGCUUUCAUCUCUUUUGGACUGGCUCUUACACUGUACUACACAUUCAGCGAGAUGCCAUCAGAUGUGUCAAAUCGUGAUUUCAUUGGAACCCCCUUGAAAAUACCCCUGUUCUUCUCAACUGUUUUGUUCGCCAUGGAAGGAAUCGGCACUGUUCUGCCUAUUGAAAACUCUAUGAACAAGCCCCAACAAUUUCUAGGAUGUCCUGGUGUUUUGAAUGGAGCUAUGUCAAUUGUUGUGAUCCUGUACGUUGUUGUUGGAUUUUUUGGCUAUCUGAGGUUUGGCAAUGCCACUCAAGCAACAGUUACCCUCAAUCUCCCAGACAGCGCACUUGCGGAAAGUGUGAAGAUCCUUGUGGCUCUCAGUGUACUCCUUACUUAUGGUCUACAAUUCACAGUGCCAAGUGAGAUUGUUUGGAAACGUUUAGGACCAAGAGUUAGUGAAGAUAAGCAGGAUAUGGGAUAUUACAUCAUGCGAGGAUCCAUGAUCAUUGGAACAGUUAUUGUUGCAAUAAUGCUGCCAAGCCUCGCUCCAAUCAUCUCUCUAGUCGGGGCAAUAUGCUUCUCAAUACUGGGAUUGUUCUGCCCGGCAGUCAUCGAAAUAAUAACAUUCUGGGAGGAAGGAUACGGCAAAUACCAAUGGAAGUUCUACAAAAAUGUGUUUCUAAUUUUCCUGUCAAUAUUCAGUUUGGUAUCUGGAUCAUACGCCAGUAUACUGGAAAUACUUGACGCAAUCAAACACGGUGAAUUGUGAUGUUUUCAUGAUAGUUUAGAACUGAACCUUAUUCCUCAAAUAAUAAUGAGCGAAUCAGAAGACACCAGAAUAUUUCCAAUAUUCUUUCAUGAAAAAUGUGAUUCACUAUGGACUCUAGGAGUAGCUUAUAAUACGUUCAGUUGCAAUAGUUUUUAGUGCUAUAUUAUCACUAUUAACUCUGAGCAAGAUGUAUGUGUUUAGUAACCGUUCAAUCUAUGAAUAACGUUAAUAUAGGAGAUUAAUGAACUGAUAAAUAAUUGAUCCAACAGGAUUAAACAUUAUCAAAAUAAAAGUUGAAAUGAAACACACUUUCAAAAUUUGCUUUUAAAGUACCUUACAGCUAUUGUUCUGUGUACAAAAAUGUAAAAAUACCACUCAUAAAGAACGAUGAAACAAUUACGUAAGAUGAGAUUUAUCCAUAUUAAAGUUUACAAAUAGUAUGAAUUAGUAACAGAUAAUAAUAAAAUAUUAAUAGCAACAAUACAAAAGAUCAAAAUAUCACUGAAAAGAAAAGUGAAACAAUUCAGAAAAAUUGUAUCAAUUAUUUUUCACAAAUCCAAGAAGUAGAAAGGAAAAACAUUCAAGUUAUUGAAAGAUAAAACUUUCCAUACAGGGUGAAUGCUAAUACAUAGUAUGGUCCUCUGUUGCUAUUUAUCUUUCCUCAAAUAAUACAAUAAUUUAGUUCUGUGAAGCUAUAAAGAUACUCAUGAAACUUUUUAUUCAGUAUAAAAUUAAUUUGUGAUGGAAUUGAUCCUUUUUAAAAUGUACCUGACAUUUCAAAUUGACUAAUAUCAAAUUUUAUUUAUGAAAUGUUUCAUUGUUCAAUUUUCAAUCACCCAUUGAAUUGGAUUUGCUUCAUUAAAAUAAGUAAAUUAUUGAUAAAUAGUUCAUUAUAUUUGUGGGUGGAUCUCCUCAAUGUGAUUCAUUGUACAUUUAACAAAAUAAUAAUAUAUUAUUUCAUCCCCAUGAAUUUGUAAUACUGUAGCAUAGAAACUUACCAAGUAUAACAAAGAUUUUAUCAUCUAAAUUCUUCUUAUGAGAAAAUGUUUUUUUUUCAAAGAAACGAAUAUUUGUAGACUUAAUUUUUCCUUUAAAAAUAGACUAAGAUAUAUUAAUUAUUGUGCUCUUGUGCGAAACUGCGAUACCGUAUCAUACUUUACCACUCUUUAUGUAAAAAUGAUAGACUUAAGACGUAAUAUUAUGACUUGAGAUUUAGUACAAGAAAGACAUGUUUUUUGACAUUUUUUCGGUUUGGAAGCAGCUAUUCAUAUGUUUGUGAUUAUGUAACGGAAACACCGGAUUUAAAUUCUCGUUUUGAUGGAUUUGUAUGUGAUUUGUAAUAUAAUGAUUCAAUAAUGACGCGUUCUGAGUGAACUCUAUGCUGCAGGAUGAGCAACUGAUUCCGCGUCCGAGUGAAAGAUCAUGUGUCUGCGUUCGUCACUGUAGGACUAGACGCAUAAUUUGCGGCAAAAGCAUUUUCCGAAUGUUGGGUGUGUGAUUCACUUCCAUGGCAAAGCUUCUUGCACGUCUUCUUGUGACUUUGCAGUUCUACCAAUCUUCUGAAUGAAUUCUCACUCUUUUUACAAAUUAGAUUAUCUUUGUUAUGACUUUUCAGGUGUAGAGCUAUAGGCUACUGCCGACUGUAAAAACUGUGAGAAUUCAUUUAGAGUUCUGGUAAAUCUUCAAAGUCACAAGAAGACGUGCUGCAAGACUCACUAUUAAAAUCAAUUUAUUAUACAGCCAACGCUCGGGAAACUAUUUUUCCUAUAUCACCAAGCACAUUAUCAUCACAUAAAAAACCUUGCAUACAAAUGAGUGUUGAGUGAUGAAGCCUGAUUCCCUUAAACAAUUCAAUGUCAAUGCCAAUCCAGUGAUGACAUUACAAAAUCACGAAUGUACAAGUAAAUCAUAAGACGACUAUCAUAUUGAUUCUACAUUUCAUUGCUAUCUGCAUGUGAUUGCAAAGUGUCAUUCCACUGUCAAUCUGCUGAACAGAAGAAAAGUCUUUAUUAAGCAUAAUAGGCCUAUUACAUAGUUGGAGAGUUCAACUUGAAUAGGUCUAUCUAUUUAGUUGAAUUAUUUUGUAAAAUAUUAUAUUUUAACUAAUAAUAAUUUAACUAUAUCAUAUAGGUACUAGUGAAUAUUUUGUAUACGGUACUGAUUAAUAGAGCUCUUAUUGUUUUAGAAAUAAUAAUAGAGAAAAAUUUGAAUGCUGUACUUCUUACUGUGAUCAUAAUUUUGAUAGAUACUAGAAUAGGAUUUGAGUAUAUAAUGAAAGACUCAUGUAAAUACAAUAUUUGUUAUGUCGUCUAAGCUAACAUUAAAUUCUAUGUUGAAUCAA
Nilaparvata lugens (brown planthopper) is the source of this 3957-nucleotide messenger RNA. RefSeq names its product proton-coupled amino acid transporter-like protein pathetic. NCBI's taxonomy places the organism in Eukaryota, Metazoa, Arthropoda, Insecta, Hemiptera, Delphacidae. Bases 126 to 1616 code for a protein of 496 amino acids. The transcript is spliced from 10 exons. The record is from RefSeq and is a predicted model, not a curated record. Gene Ontology annotation, cellular component: vacuolar membrane. Gene Ontology annotation, molecular function: amino acid transmembrane transporter activity. Gene Ontology annotation, biological process: amino acid transmembrane transport.